Phodopus roborovskii (desert hamster) is the source of this 2397-nucleotide messenger RNA. RefSeq names its product zinc finger protein 692 (gene Znf692). NCBI's taxonomy places the organism in Eukaryota, Metazoa, Chordata, Mammalia, Rodentia, Cricetidae. The record is from RefSeq and is a predicted model, not a curated record. The transcript has 12 exons. Gene Ontology annotation, biological process: regulation of transcription by RNA polymerase II. Gene Ontology annotation, cellular component: kinetochore; chromosome. The coding region runs from base 136 to 1734 and encodes 532 amino acids. Gene Ontology annotation, molecular function: chromatin insulator sequence binding.
CUUAAAGGAGAAACAGCGGCGGCGGCGCGCGGUGGGCCCCGAUCCUCCCCGGGCUCUCGGAGGGAGCACGCGGGACCGGGAGGCGCACGCGCAGUGUAGACGAAGACGGGUUGGGGCGCGCAGGCCCGGGUGCGCAUGGCCUCUCCGGUGGCAGAUGCAUCCCGCCGGCGGCGGGAGAAGCGUAGGCAGCUGGACGCGCGCCGCAGCAAGUGCCGCAUCCGCCUGGGUGGCCACAUGGAGCAGUGGUGCCUCCUCAAGGAGCGGCUGGGCUUCUCCCUGCACUCACAGCUCGCCAAGUUCCUGUUGGACCGGUAUACUUCUUCAGGCUGUGUCCUCUGUGCAGGUCCAGAGCCUCUGCCCCAAAAGGGUCUGCAGUACCUGGUGCUCCUGUCUCAUAGGCACAGCCGGGAGUGCAGCCUAGUGCCUGGGCUUCGGGGGCCUGCAGGUGGCGAUGGGGAGCUUGUAUGGGAGUGUUCAGCAGGACACACGUUCUCCUGGGAACCUUCUUUGAUUCCUACAUCUGCAGAGGUGCCGAAGCAGUACUCUCUUCCGCACACUACUGAGAGGACCUGGUGUUCAGGGGCCAGGAGGAAGGAGCCUGACAGUUUGGAAUGUGAACAGCAUGAGAAGACUCAAGGAACCAGGCUGUCCAGGAGAGUAGGCUCCCCAUUGGAGACCUUCCCAGCCCCAGGAGAGGAACAGGAUGUGGAAGAGGAUGAGGAUGAAGAGCUGCUCAGUGAUGCCAGCCCAUGGACCUACAGCUCCUCCCCAGAUGACAGUGAACCAGAUGUUCCUAAGCCACCUCCAUCCCCUGUUAACCACACACCCAAGGAGGGAGAGAGCCCACCACUACCGCCAAUUCUCCCCAGUCCUUGUGCUGUUCUUUCCUCUCUGGGUUCUACAGCUGCUCUGACAUCAGAAACUGAGGUGCGGCUGGAACUCAGUAGGACCCCUCAGGCCUCUGUAGAGCUGCAAAUGACCGAGUCUUUGGACAGCCCUGGGAGUCAGGCCCAGUCUGCUCUGAAGCCAACCUGGGAUGAGGACCCUGCCCAGAUCGGGCUCAGGAGAAUGAGGAAAGCUGCCAAAAGAGAGCUGAUGCCCUGUGACUUCCCUGGCUGUGGAAGGAUCUUCUCCAACCGGCAGUAUUUGAAUCACCACAAGAAGUACCAGCACAUCCACCAGAAGUCAUUCUGCUGCCCUGAGCCAGCUUGUGGGAAGUCCUUCAACUUUAAAAAGCACCUGAAGGAGCAUGUGAAGCUGCACAGCGAUACCCGGGACUACAUCUGUGAAUUCUGUGCUCGCUCUUUCCGCACUAGCAGCAACCUUGUCAUCCACAGACGAAUCCACACAGGAGAGAAGCCCCUGCAGUGUGAGAUAUGUGGGUUCACUUGCCGUCAGAAGGCCUCUCUGAACUGGCACCGGCGCAAGCAUGCAGAGACUGCAGCUGCCCUGCGCUUCCCCUGUGAAUUCUGUGGCAAACGCUUUGAGAAGCCAGACAGUGUGGCAGCUCACUGCAGCAAAAGCCACCCAACCCUGCUCCCCACACAGGAGUCACCUGGCUCUUUGGAGUCUAGUCCCAGGGUUUCUGCUGCUGAACCCCUGCAAUCUCCUGAGGGGGCAAGCCUUUCCUCUUCUGACUCUAAUCCUGCCCCUUCAACAGCCAGCAAUUCACAACCUGGGCUGCCAGACCCGAGGGACGCAGAGAAAAGUCAGAUGAUGGUCACCAGGAACUAGGUAUUAGGAAAGAAGCUGAAGGUAGGGCUCCAUGACUGGGCUCCAAAUACCUUGCUUUAGCCCUUCCCCAAGGAAACAAUAAAUGGUAUUUUAUGCAAGUGUAGGCAGAGCAUAUGCUUUAAUGCUAUAGAUUCAAGAAUCUGGGAAUCUUUUGAAACAGGAUGUUAACUGUUCCAGAAUGCAGCACAGCUGACCCCAUUCACAUGCCCAACUUCUUUCUAGAUCUUCCCUGAAGAGUGUAACAUCUGCCUUAGUCUAGGAGCAGGCUGGACCAGGAAGCAGAUGACCUCCUCUUGUUCUAGCAUUUGCCUCUGAUUGAGCCCUGCAGUUUGGCCUUUUAGUAUAGAACCAAGGCCUACAGCAAAACAGCUGUAGUUAGUCUAUAGUGGGUAGGCUUUUGAGAGAGAACUGGACUGUAGGUCAUGACUUGUCAGUGAGUUAACCCUUUGAUAAAUUCUUAGCAGGCCUAUUAGGCAGAGAGGCCACAGUCCCCAGGGAAGUGCCUUUGAAGGAUAAUCUGGUUCUGGAUCCUUCCUGUAUUUCCUUGCCCUGAAGUAGGUAGCCUCCCAAGCAUUUCCGCUUUGCUUCAGGCUCAGAAAUGAAACCAGUUGACAACAGAAUGACACUACUGAAACCACAAGCCAAAAUAAAUCUUUAAGUUGA